AAGCACAAUUCGUAUCACGUCACGUUUUUAUUAAAGGAAGAAAAGAGAAAAAAAAAAAAGGUCUGCUUGUAUAUUCUCCCCUUUUUUUUAUAUAAAAUUAUGCAACAAACAUCAACAGAACUAGACUUUAUUCACGCUUACCUUGACAGACUAUCUGUAAAGUCUGUUAGAUAUGGUCAAGAUUAUUUGACGCAUACUGUGCCUACUUUAAGAAUCAAGAGACAACCUGUUGUUCAUAAAGUCUCAUCCGAAUCAAAUUCAUCACCUGCAACAACAACAACAACAACAGAAUCAAACGACAAGUUUCAACUGAAUAUCAAGGUUUUAAAGCCUUCGUUUCAGUUUAGUAUUGGUGGUCUGCAGUCCAAUGAUACCGUGUCUCAUUUGAAACAACGCAUCUACCAACAACAAAGUGCAUACCCUGUCAAUCGUCAGCGUUUACUUGUGAAGGGUAAAGUACUAGGAGACCAAAAGACGUUGGGAGAAUUAGGCUUAGAAGGAGACAGUGUUGUUCAUUUGAUGCUCACAGCAGCACCUGCUUCAAAGACAGGUCGAUUUGGCAUUUCUGCCGAAGCUGAACAAAAGAUGAACAGCUCCGAGUUUUGGGAAACGAUCGAAAAGACACUUGUGGAUCAAUUAGGGCAAGCGGAUGCAACAUUAGUUUUUAGUAAAGUGAAGGCUGCUCUUACGCCAUAAAAGGACAAAAAAAAAGGAAAAGGGUCAG
Messenger RNA from Rhizopus microsporus ATCC 52813, 724 nucleotides. RefSeq lists its product as uncharacterized. NCBI's taxonomy places the organism in Eukaryota, Fungi, Mucoromycota, Mucoromycetes, Mucorales, Rhizopodaceae. Gene Ontology annotation, biological process: post-translational protein targeting to endoplasmic reticulum membrane. The record is from RefSeq and is a predicted model, not a curated record. Gene Ontology annotation, molecular function: protein binding. The transcript is spliced from 3 exons. The coding region runs from base 100 to 696 and encodes 198 amino acids.